GCUGGUCACACUUUAUAUUGAGAAGUAGUCUAUUGUGUACAUGUUUUCUUCUCAUUUUUACAAUUAAUGCAUAAAACUGCAUUUGACAAACAAAGAUAUUGCGCAUUGGUAAAUUGAUCGCCAUGAAACCCGAGAACUUGAACAAUUUCUCGCAGAAACAUCGAGGAUCAGUGGAAGAUUCAACCACUGAAAACAAUUCGCUCAGCAGCGAUUCGGAUAUUGAAGAUAUCAGCAGUGCAAGCGGCGAUCAAAAAAGGAUCGUACAAGGACUAAGGAAGAUCAUUAAGAAGAACAACACAAAGAUAAAUGAUCUGGUGGCCAAGUUGACGAUUGCCGAAAUUCAUUUGGCAAGUGAAAAGGAAAAGUCCAAUUAUAAAGACGAUUUAAUCAAGCUAACUAAUGAAAACAAAGACUUGAGCGUAAAGCAAUUGCAAAGAAACAUUUUAGACCUAGAAAAGGAACUUGCUUUGAGCAAGAAUCAGGGUUCAAUUAAAGAAAAAGAUAAAGAAACGUCCGGUCUUGUAGACUGUGACGACCAAUAUAAGAAAAGGAUUGCAGAAUUGAAUGCUCUAAUAGAUAAAUUGGAAGGUAAACUUGAAGAAAAGAGCAUUAAAUUGGCCAACUUUAAUGAGAAGAGCAAUGAAUAUGAAAACAAUCUAAGUGAGAAAGACAAGCAAAUCGAAAAGCUAGAGUACGAACUCACCGAAUCCAAAGCCAAAAUUGUUAAAUUGGAAUCUACAAUUCAUGAAAAGGAUGAAGAGCUUGUCGAAUGGAACAGGAAGACACAAAAAUGUGAAGCCAAAAUUAAAAGCUAUGAAGCUAACAUAAAUGAAAUGAACAAAAAAUUGUCUGAGUUUAACUUAGGUGCUGAAUGUUGCUUGGAUAAAUCUCUUAUAAUAGAUCUAAUAGAUAAAUUGGAAGGUAAACUUGAAGAGAAGAGCAUUAAACUGGCCAACUUUGAUGAGAAGAGCAAUGAAUUGUAA
Drosophila takahashii is the source of this 983-nucleotide messenger RNA. Lineage: Eukaryota; Metazoa; Arthropoda; Insecta; Diptera; Drosophilidae. The record is from RefSeq and is a predicted model, not a curated record.